Messenger RNA from Paramisgurnus dabryanus, 2435 nucleotides. RefSeq lists its product as uncharacterized. NCBI's taxonomy places the organism in Eukaryota, Metazoa, Chordata, Actinopteri, Cypriniformes, Cobitidae. The record is from RefSeq and is a predicted model, not a curated record.
CAGCUCGAGAUUUUCUGCGGUGAAAUUUGAAAAUUUCGUGAAGCCGCUAACUGGGUGCAGACGAUAUAUUUGUAUGUUUGUGAAGUUAAAUUAAGUUCUAAUUUAUUUUAUUACAUUCAACAUGUCUGCAAAGCAUUUCUAUGCAGAUCAAUUCAGGAAAAAUGACGAUGUGUUUAGAAGCACGAUGGAGUCUAUUUUUAAGAAGUAUUCAAAUCUAAAUGAUCCUGGGAUAGACGUCUGUCUGAAAACAAUGACCUGCAUGUCUGAAAAGGGCUCUGUGCCCAUUGACAGUGCAGAGGGAGAACGAGAGUUGGAAACAUUAAAGAUUCAAGUAAAUACAAACCAUUCAAUCAGGGAGUUUGAGGACCAGGAAAAUGAGGAGAUGGAUUGGUCAGAGAUCACUGAGGAUAACCUUACCUACUCUGAUCAGAAGGAAAACAUUGAAAGUCUGUGGCAUGGUGGUGAUUCAUUCCAGCAUUCAAUGAAUGGGAUAAAUUCAUCUCAUGACAGUCUAUGGGGGGUGACCGAUCAGCCUGAGGAAGAGGAUGAAGAAUUGGAGAAAACAUUGAGCAGUCAUGGCAGUACACUACUUGAUGUCUAUCCGAGCAUGGUAAAUCAGAUCGGUGAAGCUUACCGGCGUCAGCGGGUGACGGAUAGGGCAAGGGCCGUGCUGCAGAAGUACCGUCGCAAACAGUGGCAUUCUGGGGUGUCAAAUCCUCGCAGCACUUCCUUGAGAAACAUGACUCUAAACAAGAGAUCUCCUUUAGAGAGCUCAUUUACCAAGCAAAGUCCAGGUCAACAAAACAUUAGCAACUGUACCAAGGGCAGUAGCAAAUUUGAGAACUUGUUAAAUGAUAAACUGAAGCCUUCACCCCUUAAAAAUGCAUCAUAUGAAGCCAGUGCCUGUUUUUACUCACCUAGAAGGAACAUUGCUAAUGUGAGCGGGAUUUCACAUGAGUCACCAUGGACUGAACUGCAUUUUGAGAAGACGGUAAAGCAAAGUCCCGCCCGUGUGAUUGACUUGUCCACACCUCCUCACUCCGUUUCCCCCUCCCUAAGUGAUCAGUCUCCUGAUCUGAACCAAACUUAUGAUGUUGGACCAACUGUUUUGUCAACUUCUUGUGCUGUUCCAGCCUCAUUGGUCUCCACCUGUCCACAACCAGUGUGGCAGUCACCAGGCAGAACAGCUAAAAGUUUGUCUCUUGUUGAAAAGAGAAAAAGGUCCAUCACACCGCAGCCCUGCGAUCAGCUGUCAUCCAAUGUCUCAUUGAACAGAGACUGCUUCAGGGACCGUCUGCAUUUUCCUGUCUCCUCCCCACUACGUGGUCUCAGUUAUUUAUCUCCAAGUAAGAGGAGCAACUUCACGUCUAUGUCAACGCUGAACUUUGAAAGACAACAAUCAAAGUCAACGGCAAUACACAGUCCGGUGCAAAAGUCUCCUCUGCGCUGUCAAGCUCAUUCAGAGAGCCAAAGAUCUCCUUAUGGCAAGAAAGAGGUGGUGAUGUCAUCACCUCGACAUUCCCUUUACCACCAAAGUUUUUCCACAGCUGAGAAGCUAGACAGUCCUAGAAUGUCCAAAAAUCAACAUUCUCAUUCAGCUUCCAAAUCCGCUUACUUGGUAAAGCAUGACUCAUACGGUCGACCCCAGAUCGACGCUGAGUUCAGAAAGCUGUAUCAUCACUUCAUCUGUCAUGGGAUGUCUUCACCAUGCCCUUCCUCCCACUGUCACCUGUGUGAGAAGACGUCCCAAAACCCUGGCUUUUCCUCUUCCAACAUGUCCGCUCUUGCACUUACACCCCUGAGGACCUCCCUCAAGAAACGUCGUCGUCAGCCUGAAGUGGAAGAGUCGCUUCGAUUUAAACGCUUCAGAGAGAGUUGUUCUCCCAUUAAACAUUUCCAACGUUUGCAACAUCAGCUGAAAGACGGAUACACGACCUCUCCUUUGCCAGAAGCAAGUGAAGAUAAGCAUACGUGGGAAAGGGCCAUCUUGCUACAGUGCCCCAGUCCCAGGUUCCUAAGACGUACAGGAAACCUCAGAAGAAUCAGAGAGUCGAAAUUAGCUAUGCAAAUGAACCAAAAUGCCUCGUCUUGGAGAGAUGGAGUCCACAUGGUGAAAGCUGAGUCAUCACUGAGAUCUUUUAAUCAGGAUAUGACUCCACUCACUCCGAGUCUUUCAAGGAGACGACUUCAGUAUGGUCUUCUGCAGUGAUUGAGUUUCUCCUGUGCAUACUCCACAAUUUGGGAGUCUUUACACAGACUGAUAUUGUUAAUGCUUCAAGUUCAUUCAAGAGAAAAUACAAAGAAUGACAUCAAGACAAUAAACAGUUUGAUAUUAAACUAAGUUUUUAAAUCUUGCUUUAAAUAUGUAUGUGUAAAUGAAUCUGUUUCAAUGAAUAUUCUUUGCUUUGUGUGUAAUUUCCGUCACUACACCCCGG